This is a messenger RNA of Owenia fusiformis, 2564 nucleotides long. The record is from the annotation of a GenBank genome assembly. NCBI's taxonomy places the organism in Eukaryota, Metazoa, Annelida, Polychaeta, Sabellida, Oweniidae.
UGGAUACGUGAACCAGAAGACACUGUAGCAAAUGUAGGAGAUACAAAUAACAUUAUACUGUGAGAUGAAUAACUUACCUCCAACACCCAGAGUGAGAUGGUACAUUUGGAGGAUAGACAUUGAUCCUCAGGCUGAGCAGAGUAUUAGUACUAAUGAAGAUGUAGAGGAUACUUUUACAGCUAUCUAUGAAAUCACUGGAACAUACAAUCUUAGGAUAAAAAGUGUCACCGACAACAGGGAUUUUACCCAAUUUCGUUGUGAAGGCUCGUCAUGCCAGCUUGUGAUAUCAGGGGCCGAUAUUAUCAUAGAAGGAAGUGAUGCCGUACUAACCUGCUCAAGCUCUGGUGGGAAAGAAGCCCCAAAUACAAAAUGGUAUAGAGAUGGAAACUCAAUUACAGACAUGGUUGUGGAGAAUCGCAAUAAAAACUGGAAGACCAAUCCCGGUGCAACAAGUUCAAGUGUCUUGACUAUACCAAAGGUGACACAGAAUGAACACGACAAGGUUUACCAAUGCAGAGUGAGCAACACAGCAACUAAGAACACUCCGUUAACAGAGGAUGUCAAAUUGGAUGUGAAAUAUGGCCCUAAAAGUGUAACAGUUGGUCCAUACUUGGAUUACAAAGUUAUUCAACGACAAGAUAUUACUCUUACUUGUUCUGGUGACAGUAAUCCAUCCCCUACUUCUUACCAAUGGAAGAAGGGAGGUACACCUAUUCCUGGAGCAACCAAUCAGAACUACCCGAUAACAAAUGUUCAAACUUCUCACGAUGGCACAUAUACAUGUACAGUUGCUAAUGGCAUUGGGAAUGAAAAGACAUCUGAGGGUCUUAAACUUGAAACAUUAUAUCCCCCUACUGUGAAUAUUCAGCCGACAUACACAUAUCCAGAGACAGAUUUGCCAAGAAUUAUUACAUGUUCUGCUGACAGUAAACCCAGUCCUACCAAAUAUGUUUGGAAGAAAAGAGGAGAACAAUCCAAACCAGAUGGGCCAACACUGACAAUAACAAAUAGAGGCAAUAAUGGAACUUAUGAAUGUACUGCUACCAAUGAAAUGAAUCCAAGUGGAAAGGAUCCACAAACGGGGAGUGACACAAAGGAAACAUUUGUUGAUGUUCAAUUCAAGCCUGGUGCACCUCAAGCAAUUAGAAGUACUGUGACCGUUCACACUACCUCCACAGCUAUUCUUGAGUGCAGUCUUUCUGAAUCUGAGCAAGGGAACCCUAGAUCUUCUAUGUUCAGAUGGAAAAAAAGUGGUAUAAGCGUUGGUGAACACACUGGAAGAUAUUCAAGGCCAAAUGUUAAUGUGGCAAAGGAUGAUGAUUCAUACACCUGCACACCAUUUAACAAAAUUGAUGAUGGAUCGUCAGCAACCAUUCAGCUAUAUGUUCAAGUAAAGCCGACAUUUACUUCACAAAUACCUGAAACUGUUAGUGUUGUUAACACUGACCCAUUGGAUAUAAAAUGUCAGGACACUGCAAGACCGGGCUCUACCUAUAGAUGGUAUCACAAUAACAUCGAACUAUUGAAUGAUGAUGGAGACAUAUAUGCACAUUCAAGCACACAGUCAAUUAGGGGAAAGUUUACAAACACAGUCAGUACAUUAAGAUGGAAGACAUCAUCUUUUGUAAAAAGACGUAGUGGGAGUGGUGCCGUGAAAUGUAAAGCUGAUAAUGCCGCAGGGACAUCUGACCUUUCAUUCAAUAUAAAUGUACAGUUUAAACCAUAUGGGACUACACUAACAGAGAUGGGAACGGUUACAAAGGUGGAGAAUGAAACACUGAAUGAUGUAAACUGCCACUCAAAUGCCAACCCUCAAAGCACAUUAGAGUGGACAUCAACGGCUACUCAGCCUGUCUCAAGUUCUGGUGGUGUUUUAAAUAUGGGGAAAUUAAACAGAGACCACCAUGGAGGAUAUACAUGUAAUGCUUCAAAUAACAUAGGAUAUGAGACCAAACAAUUCAACAUAGUUGUUAAUUUUCCAUCAAAAGUGAUAAGUUUGUCAUCAUCCUCCGGGACAACCAUUGUAGAAAACACAGAAUUCACCGUGUCAUGCAGAGUUGAAGGACGCCCGAUAUCUAAUGUAGGGCUUUACUUGGAUAACCAGAGAGUGGAAGGACCAAUUAAAAAACAUGAAUUGGAUCACUAUGUUAAAAGUGCCUCAUGUCGGAACAUGGGAACAUACAUAUGUGAGGCUUACAAUAACAUUACAAACAAACUUGGUGAUAAACAAGAGAUCUCAGUUGAAGUUCUUUGUUCCCCAACAGAUGAUGAUACAAAUCCUUCACAAACUAAAACUUUUGCAAAUGUUGGGGAUGAUAGGAGUUUUGUUCAUAAUAACAUCGGCUUCCCAAUGCCUGAAUUCAAAUGGUUCAAGCUAAACGCUGAAAAUCACACAUAUUCGCCCCUGCCGAACCACAUCUCCACGUAUGUGAACACAUUUAACAGGUACACCCAUCGUGCUGUGAUGAACAUUCAAGGAGUGAAAGCAACAGACUUUGGAAAAUAUAUUUGCAGAGCAUCAAACGUUGUCAGUAACACAGAAAAGAUAUUUGAACUUGACGCAA